This is a messenger RNA of Rhinocladiella mackenziei CBS 650.93, 2874 nucleotides long. RefSeq lists its product as uncharacterized. Lineage: Eukaryota; Fungi; Ascomycota; Eurotiomycetes; Chaetothyriales; Herpotrichiellaceae. The record is from RefSeq and is a predicted model, not a curated record. Gene Ontology annotation, molecular function: serine-type endopeptidase activity. The coding region runs from base 1 to 2874 and encodes 957 amino acids. The transcript is spliced from 6 exons. Gene Ontology annotation, biological process: proteolysis.
AUGGCACAAGACUGGAGGGAGCGUGCGCACAAAGCCGUCGACACGGGCCCUGCCGCACUCCGCGACUUCCUUCGCCUGAAGGGUAAUGACCCGCGUGACGACCAAGCUGUCGACCUCCUGGACUACAUCCACACACAAGGGAGGAGCAGUGGUCUCCAGAAUCUUUAUAACGUCCUGUUCGACGCUAUCAGAACCCCCAGCGGGCAGCACCGAGAUCGAUUUCAAGCAACCCAGGGCCAAAACGAUCGAACCGAGCGAGAGAGGCGGAGACGACCAUGGCAUUAUCCUGGACUGUCCUUGUACGGUGUCUUCAAGCUUUCGAUGGACAAUGAUGUUAAGAACGCGCUGGGAAGCAAUAAAACACCCACACCCUCAACGUUGACAUGGUUGAUCUGGGAAAAUGCAAAGGAGGAGCUUUACUGCAGCGGUGCCAUCAUCGCAUGCGCCACAUCCGGGUUCGAUAUUUUGCUUCAGGAAGUGGUGGAGAAGCUAAAGGAAACACUGGAGGGACGGAAGCAAGAACAGCUUGAGAUCCUGUUUCAGACUCUAGGAAAUUCCAGUUCUGAUUUUACGGCUCUUGGGAGCGCCAUUGUCAACCGAACCGUCAAUUGCUUCAGCACACUGUGCUUCUUUGAAGGGGCUGCCGAAUACAUCUUGUCAGAGGAAAAUGUUGUGACCGGGAGCGGCCAGAGAGAACCCUUGCUCCAUUGGACCUUACAACAAAUCUCCGCAAGGCUGAUGAGGGAAAGCUUUGUCAACGAUGGGAACGACACGGUCUCCGACGAAGACGAAAAGUUAAUGGAAAGGAUAAUCGCACUCCAACCUCGAUUACUUACUCAGCAUAACGCAGAAGGCCUUCCACCCUACAUUGCAGCACUGAACAUUCAAGAGGCGCUUCGUACUCGAUCUGGAGCUUCGGGAUACCAGGGUCUGAGCCAAAUUAUCAGGGACGGAAUCCAUGGUCAACUGAAAGACCCCGACGACUGGCGGCGUGCCUUAUAUCCUCAUUCUGAUCUAGGUAAAGAAGUGAGCCUUGACUUGUCUGAUUUCAACUAUGGAUCCCACUAUUUUUCAAACUUCGUCAGCCACUUGGAAGAAUUCAAAGAUCGACUCAAGUCCUAUGGCAAAAAGUGGGAAUUUGAAGAGACCCUUCUCUACCUCAUACUCCCCAAUCUUCCCAAAAAGGAAGAUCACGCUGGCCUGGCCAAGUUCCUAUACUUUCUGAAAGAGAAGAAUGUGAACAGAAUUGUGAAACUAAAACUGCCCGACAGCCGUGGUCUUUACACCCAUCAGUUUGUACAUCAACAUAUCUUGAGUCUCUUCGAGAUUGAUGAAUUUGACUGGGUAAGACUAGAUGUUGCUCUCGAUGGCUUCGGAGCAAAUGCCUUUUGGACACACUGGUUAAAGAGGGUCAAUUCUGUGCCAUUUCUCAACUGGCCUUCCGAGUCUCCGACACCAAAGACCGAAACAACGCAUCUUCGAUCCAUUCACCUCUACUCAAACGACGGCAAAUUCUCAGACAACUUGAUCGCUUUCAAGGCGCCGAAAUUACUCCAUUGCAUGCAAGAUCUUCAAAAGAUCCACUUAAACUUGGUCGAGCCCAAAGAUAAGACAUCCUUCAACCAAGAACAAGCUAUGAUCUAUCGCGACUCCGUCCGCCAGGAUGCCGGGCAUUGGAAUGGUGGUGUCACAUUUACGGAAGGCGAGCGUAUAUUAAGUUGGAAAGAGUUCAGUAUUGAGCUCGAAUCCUCCGUUUCGCAGGUGGCAAAAGAGUACGUCCAGAUGCUGAGUGAUCCCCAGCUCGCCACUGAUCGUCGCAGGUUCAAGUUUAUCAAAGACCUCACAGUGUGUCGAGACUUUUUAUCCUCCUUUCACAACAUGAAAUCCCCUCUCGAUAGCAAAACUCGUCACUGCUAUAGAGUAUUUACGGAGCAACGGGUUAAAAUUGCCAUCAUCGACACUGGUGCCGACCAGAUGGAGAAAACCCUUUCGGGGAAUAUCGUUCGGGGCGUGUCAUUUGUCAGAAGUGCUGUCGAACCGCAUUCUGUUCUUCCAUGGUUCACGCCUGGUCAUCCCCACGGGACCCAAAUGGCGGAUCUCAUUCGCAGUGUCAACCCCGAGUGCGAACUCUUUCCUAUCAGAGUCGCAUCCAUGCGCAAAGAUGUGGACAUAUACGCAGCCACCGAGGCCAUCGACUGGGCAAUUGAAAACGAAAUUGAUAUUAUAUCCAUCAGCUGGAUUAUAAAAUUACCUCCAUCGGGCCCAGGAGUGGCAACAUUCAAGGGCGCCGUGAAAAGGGCGACCAAUAACAACAUACUGGUAAUUUGCGCGACGGCAGACAUCGGAGCCCAUAUAAGUGACGAUACGUGGCCAGCCAAUUGCCACAAUGUCAUAGCCAUCUCGGCGUCGAAUGCGUUUGGUCUCCCUAUGCCAUGGUCACACCGUAAUGUCCAUGCAAUGCUUGAUGGUGAUCAGAUCAAGACUCGAGGACCAAGCUACAUGGGUCUGGACGAAAAUGCCUAUGAAUCGGGCUCGUCAGUGGCAACCGCUCUUGCCUCCGGACUUGCAUCACUUUGUCUAUUUCUCGCCCGAAUGGCCAACGAAGACGGCAAAGGGGAAAGGUUCAAAGAUCAAAGGGUCAUGAAGGUUGUCUUUCGAACGAUGCAGGAGAAUGAUACGGAUAAAGUGGUUGAACUAUCCAAGUUUUUCGACAACUCGUUUAGACCGCCGGUGGGAUUUCAGCGCGGUCAUCAACCGCCACCUGACGGGCUAACCAAAUUGCACUGGAGUAAAUUCGAGGAUUUGGGGAGCAAAGCAACUACCAGACGGCCCAACAGUCCUUUACCUGACUCUCCAGUGCAAACUCACCCGUGA